AUGACGUCUUCAAAAAUAUCCACAUUGAUCAGCAAUGAGACUGAACUCGGCUCCACUCUGAUGACUCCGGCUCCUUCCGAAUAUAGCGAUCCUGUUGGUGGCGACAAUGUGAAUAAAUCAGGAAGUGAUGAAGCUACUUGGGUUAACGGGACUCAUUUUGAGUUUUCAGAUGCCGUUCCUAUUGAUGAAGGAGGAGGGCAAGUUGACUUUCGGUGCGCUUUUUGUGUCGCCAUUAUUCUUGUCCUCGUCGCUUCCGUGGCUAGUAGCUUCAUCUUCGUACGUUCUCGGGCCCGCUCCAACUCGUUUUACAGCUCUUUGCGCUUGGCCCUUCGUACACCUAUGGUUCUCCUAUACUUCCUCUACGCUCUCUUCGGAGGGGCAAUAUGUUCAUUGGUUUUUGAGUUUCUUUUCGUGGUCAUCGCCAGAGAACUUCGGCCACCAGCCUAUUUCAUCGGCCUCAUGACAACGGUGAUGGUCAUUAGCGAAUUGCCAGCAUUCGUCUUGUGUGGGGAAAUUCAUCGAAGAUUGGCUCUGAAAUCCCAAACCUGUGGCCUUUCAAUCUGA
Molecule: messenger RNA, 564 nt
Organism: Protopolystoma xenopodis
Lineage: Eukaryota; Metazoa; Platyhelminthes; Monogenea; Polystomatidea; Polystomatidae
Source: the annotation of a GenBank genome assembly